AUGGCUUCGCGACUGGUGCUGGUCCUAGGCGACCUCUUCAUACCAGACCGAGCUUCAGACAUACCAGCAAAGUUCAAGAAACUCCUCGCACCCGGAAAGAUCGGCCAAAUUCUGUGUCUAGGCAACAUAACGGAUCGCGAAACGUACGAGUUCCUGCGCGCUAUUGCACCGGACCUACAGAUUGUAAAAGGCGACUUCGACGUGGAAGCGCCUAAUCUCGCCUUAUCGAAAGUCGUCACACAUGGUAGUCUGCGCAUAGGCUUUACACAUGGCCACACCAUCAUACCACCCGGCGACGGCGACAGUCUGCUGAUAGCAGCACGGCAGAUGGACGUCGAUGUCUUGCUAUGGGGCGGCACACACAAGUUUGAGGCGUAUGAGAUGGAAGGCAAGUUCUUUGUCAACCCUGGAAGUGCGACAGGUGCUAUGAGCACGGGGUGGUGGACAGAGGACGAGGAUCCCACGCCGAGUUUUGUGUUGAUGGAUGUUCAAGGCGAUGUCCUCGUACUCUACGUUUACCAACUCCGCAAAGACGCCGAAGGCAACGAAAAUGUCGCAGUGGAGAAAGUCUCGUUCCGGAAAAACGGCGGCGGCGCAUCAUAG
This is a messenger RNA of Alternaria metachromatica, 603 nucleotides long. RefSeq lists its product as uncharacterized. The record is from RefSeq and is a predicted model, not a curated record. The transcript is spliced from 4 exons. NCBI's taxonomy places the organism in Eukaryota, Fungi, Ascomycota, Dothideomycetes, Pleosporales, Pleosporaceae. Bases 1 to 603 code for a protein of 200 amino acids. Gene Ontology annotation, biological process: intracellular protein transport; retrograde transport, endosome to Golgi. Gene Ontology annotation, cellular component: endosome; retromer complex.